AUGUUUUGGCACGGGGAUCGGCGAUCCAAGACGGGACGGCUGGACCCAACAAUUUCUGCCCUUUUGCCCCGUUAUCAGAAGAAGACCUCUCCUGGCGUCGAUCCGAUUCCUCGUCCCGCGUUUCUCGUCGGAUUGCGUACAAACACUGACGCGUCGCUUUUAUUGACUCGUCUGAUAUCCGUUCACAUUUCCUUGUCCAGCUCUCUUGUUUAAUUAUCACUAAUCUCGAGUUUUUUGCUUUCUUAUUUGAGUUGAGAUCAGUUUCCUUUGAGCGUAUUCUCAAGAUCAAAACUUUAAAAAACCAUUAAAAAUCUGGGAGUUUAUGAGAAAAUGGUCCUUUUUUGUUAUGUGAUACCUGAUUAUAUCACUAACCAUUCACAUAUCCUUGUCCAGCUCUAUUGUUUAAUUAUCACUAAUCUCGAAUUUUUUUUCUUUCUUGAGUUGAAAUCGGUUUCCUUUGAUUGUAUUCUCAAGAUCAAAACGUAAAAAAAUAUUUAAAAAAUCAGGCAGUUCAUGAGGAAAUUAUCCUUCUUCGGUUAGGUUAUCACAUAGAUUAUCAUUUACUUUGAGUUCAGAUUUUUUUUUCCUAAUUUCAAAGGGUUUUGGAAGCUUUUUCGUGAAGUAGUUGCAUAUCAAAAAAAAUUUAAAAAUCGGUAAAUUUUAGAGAAAGUGCUUCUGGAUAGACUAUUUCAAAAUUUUUUUUUAAACUCAAAUCUUAUAUGCGUUCAAUUUCCUUGUACAGCUCUUGAGUUUUUUUCUUUUUUUUCCUGAGUUGAGAAAGCUCUUUUUGACUCUCUUCUGUUUAUAUAUCUUCCAUCAUAAUCUAUCCAUUGUUAAAUGUAAAAAAAAAGCUCGAAAAAUCAUGGAAUUUACAAAAAAAUCCUUUUUUAUUCAGUUACCCCUAAGCUUCAGCUUCAGACCUUUUUUUUGAAGUCUAAAAAGUAUUCUGAAGUUUUUUGUGAAGUCGAUUCAAUCUUGUUUGAUUAAAAAAUUCAAUGAUCGGUUAGUUCGUGAGAAUAUAUCACUAGGAACAACUGUUGUCUAGGUAUUCUUUAAUUAUUACUAUAUUUAGAUCGUUUUAUUUUUCUACUGAGAUUUUUUUCAAAAAUCAUAACUUAAUUUCAAAAUUAUAAGCAACAUUGGGGCUUUCAUUAUUUUGAAUUCCAUCGGUGAUUUGCCGAAAAGCUCAUUGAAACAGGCAAAUUGAUCUUUCGUCUUAUUGUCGAGUGUUUUGAUAUCGUUUUAGACUCGUUUGAAAAUUGUUCGAAUCUCCUAAUCAAGAUCUUGUUUCAUCAUCCCGCAGCUUGUCUUUUUUCAGAUGACUUUUCUACAGUUUUUCCCUUUUUCGUCUUAAAACCUCUCAUAAUCCUUUUAAUUUUUUUCUUCGACUUUAUUAUUUUUUUGCGUAACUAAAAUUUGACUUACUGUUUCUGACGAGCUCAUAACUUGAGAAUGUGAAAGCUUCACAAUAUGAAAAAUUUUUUUAUUAUUUUUUUAGUUUUUUUCAAUCUUUUUGAGAAAGGUUAUAAUUAUUUUCUACAUGAAUCCGAGAAAAAUUAACGUUUUAAUCCAAUUAUAAUCAAGCCAAGAAUAUAAUUGGCGUUGAUUCCAAUUUUCUUUUUUCAUAGAAAGAGUUAAUGAUCAACCUCAGUGCUUUUGAACUUAUUAUCUUAAUCCUUGAAAUGAUAAAAAAAUUUGUGAAGGUCAGAUUUUUGAAGAGUUUUUGAACUUCUCUAUUUUUUUCCUUAUUUCAAUUUUUAGUUCUUCUGAAACUUGUUUUCAAAGCUACUUCAGUUUUUGAUGAAUUCAGAAGUCAUAACGGUACCUAAAUUUUGAAAUAAAAAGUUUGAAAAAGUUUAAUUUGAGCUUACAUUAGGAAUGAAAAUUUUAGGAAAUAGCAAAAAAUAUACGUUUUUUCUUGAUAUUUCUCUAGUUUAUAGAUAAUUUUCCUACCUCAAAAAACUAAAAAAAAAAAGAAAAAUUAGCUAUGCUAUAAGUUGUUUUUUUGCGCUCUACCGCUAAUUUCAAAUUAAUACUACUGUAAAUUUGAUUAUUGUUCAUUUUCUUCGAUAUCAAAUUAUGAAAUUUUGCGCUUUGUGGCUGAUUUAAAAUAAAACUCUUGUAGCUUUCAAAAUUUCCGGUUCACUGUAAAUUUUGUGAUUUUCUUGUGUUGUUUUAAAGUUUAAAAUCACCCUGAGAAGAAAUAGCCGCGAUAGAAUGGAAUUUUGCGCUCCAUUGCUAAAAUUCUUCCAAACUCUAAUCAAAUUGCUGCAACUAUGAUCUCUCGAAUGGAAUUCGAUUUCCCAAUACGGAGAAAAAUCGAAAGAACCGAAACAUUGAUCUCUAACGCCGCCUCUUCCCACAAAAACAAUCAAUCAGUUAAUAUCUCGCAAUUUUUCUCACCGAAACUGUUCCCGGUGGACUUUUGGUGUUGUUCUUCUCGUAUUAGGUUCACAGUGAUCAAUUCGCUUCAUAUUUUUCUGUUUUCUUAAGGAAAUCACGUGAGGAGUUCCUCGAACAGAUAGGUCUUUGCAAAACUCCUUGAUUCAUUCAUUUCGAUUCGAUAACAGUACUUUAUCUCACUAAAGCGACCGGAGUAAGUUCUCGUAGGUUUAAAAAGUCAUGAUUUAAAUCAACCUUCCCUCCGAGGUUUUUUUUCAAAGGUGAAUUUUAGGCCAAUUCAUUUAAAGAAUUUUUUUCGGGUUUCUCUGUUCUAUUAAUUUAUUUUUUUGUCUCAUUUUUGGCUUUUUGAAAUCUUUUUUUGGUUGCUUUAAAUGUCGAAAAAAACGCCUGAUUUUUUUAUUUUAUUAGUUAUUUUAUUUUUUUAUAAAAUCAACUGUUAAAUUCACAAAAAAAUCAGAAAUUCAUCCUCCAAUUAUUCUUGAUGCUCAUACGCGCAAGUCGUUUUUGGUCGGACAUUUCUUGAAACGAUAGAGCCAUUCCAAAUGCGACCAUUGACCCUAAACUUUGAAGGAAUCAUCUAAAUUUAUCAUUAAUUCUUGAAAAAAGUGCCAUUUUCCUGAAAAUUUUUUUUCGUCGUUUUUUUUAACAAUUGCGUUAAUUUUUUUCAUUCCAUUUCCAGUUUUCGAGAGAUUUUUUCAAACUAUUGUUUCGAAAUCAUAAAAAUUCCAUCACUGGAAGAAAAAAGUCCAUCGACCGGUUAUUUUAUUCGUCGGGCAAAAAAAUGAUACGCUAUUGUUCUUAUUCUGCGUUUUUGCUGUAUGUAUGAAUUUUUUUCCUAUCUAUACAAAAAGGAAGUUUUUGGCUUUUUUUGAAAGGUUUUCAGAAGAAUUGAGUGAUAAAUGGACGAAAGAACAUUAUUCGAAAAAGUUUCCAUUCUAGGAAAAAAAUAGUUAUUUUUUUAAAUUUCUCCUAGAAAUUUUCUUAUUUUCUGGAAAUGUUUUUUUCCUAUGUCCAAAAAAUCAGAAUACGUAUAUUUUUCCGCCUUUUUACCUGUCAGGAAAUAUUCAAAUCGUGUACUUUUCCCAUUGUGACGUACCGUUUUUGGGCCUUAGUUGGUCUCUUUAAUAUGGAAAUUUCCUUGGGAAAACUCGAAAGAAACGGUUAUUUUCCAUUUUUGGCUUCUGCAGACGCGGGUCGUCGUGGUGGCGGAAUCUGGUGAUGGACGACGACAAAACGGCGCCGCCGCAGCCGGAAAUCGUCAUAUCGCCCGAGUUUCGGUCGGUUUUAUAUUAUUUAAAUUUGAGUAUAAUAUAAAAUGGCCCUAGGGCCGCGUCGCGGAUUUAGAAGCGGUUGAAAUUUUGCCUUUUUUGCGAGUUUCUGUCUCAAAAUGCUCGUCCAAUGUUUUGAACCAUUAAUUAAAGGAACAAAAACUUCGUGUCCUCAAAUAUUAAGACGAUUUAACAUCCAAAUCAGAAGAAAAAGAAGACUGAAAAAUAAGAAGUUGGUACGGGGGACGUCAGGAAUGCAUACAAAUUCUCAAUCCUUUGAAAAGAAGCCAUACAAAAAACUGACCAAAUAUUGCACUCAAAAACAGUUUUUACCUUUCAAACCGGUUUUAAGUGGAAACUGGUCGAAUACUUGGCCGAGAAAAAAUAGCCGCGUUCAACAGAACUAGUGCGCUCCAAGGCACAUGCCGCUAUCUCUCAUCGUCUCCGGGUCUCGAAACGCAAACCGGACACGAAUAAAUGAAAAAAAUCUAAAAAAAAUUAAGUUUGUUUUUUUAUUGAGCGUUUUUGCAGUAUUUUCUCCUAUUUUUUUCUUGGCUCUUGUUAGUCAGAAAAAAAUUUCAUUAUGACAUAAAUCAGCCACAAAAAAACUCAAAUUCCUUGCAAGCUUUUUUUUUUGAAAAAGUUUUUUUGAAGCAUAAAUUUUUUUUGAAUUAUGACCAAAAAAAUCGGAGAAAAACCCUCAAAAUGUUUUUAUUUCUGUGAACUUUCAUAUAAUAUCUUUAGGAAAAAACGAGAUUUUGAACUUUUCACUGAAUUUCCUUCAGAGUUCAUCAGAACUACGUAAUUUUCUGACGUUUCGCAUCAUUUUUUGAUAAGAAUCCACUAUCAAGGAAGAUAUUUAUAACGGAAAGGAGCUAUUAAAAAGGCCUGAAUGAGACAUUUAUGAGACAUUUAUGCUCGUUCUAUGACCUUCCAGUGUUGAAACUUAUCAAAAAAAGUAUAGUUCAAGAAAUAGUUUUUUUUAAAUCAAAAACUAUACAAAAAUCAAACUCAAUUUCAGAGGAAAUGGUCUCGACGAACGGAAUCGCAACAUGUCAUCGGCCAGCGUCGGUGACCGUUAG
This is a messenger RNA of Caenorhabditis auriculariae, 4753 nucleotides long. NCBI's taxonomy places the organism in Eukaryota, Metazoa, Nematoda, Chromadorea, Rhabditida, Rhabditidae. The record is from the annotation of a GenBank genome assembly.